GAACAGAGAGCUAGUCCAGUCUAGGCACUUGGAGGCCAACAAGACCAUCUUGCACGUCCAUGAGAUCUCAGUGAUUUUAACUGCUCUGCUUGGCUGUGGACCACACAUCAUUCACCUGCCCCCAAAGUGCCUCGCGACUCUGCCUCCACUCCACUCCCAGCACGCUUCCUGAAGUGCUUCUUGGGUGAAGAGAACGCGUUCUCUUAGAUCUCCGGAAGCUGGGGCCAGGAAAUGGACGCAGUGGCCCUUGAAGACGUGGCUGUGGACUUUUCCCAGGAAGAGUGGGCUUUGCUGGAUCUUUCCCAGAGGAAACUCUACAGAGACGUGAUGAUGGAAACUUUCAGAAACCUGGCCUCUGUAGGGUCAGAUUCUCAAAACCUUAAUGAUGGAGAAAAUCUGUCCACUGAAAAUAUAAUGGUUCUAAUCAUGAAGAAUGACACCUGGCCCUCCAUUUUAGAAGAAGUCUGUGAGUUGCAAUGCAUUGAAGGGCAGAAUAACAGCCAAAAACCAGAUAUGAGCAUGCUGCCUAUUUUUAACAGAAGAAAUACAGUAGAGGACCUCUGUGAAAGUAAUGAAGACUAUCAGUGUGGACAAAACUUCAACUGGAUUCCUGAUCUUUCUGUUCUCAAAAGAACAACUCUGGAAGCAUGUCCUUCUGAAUUCCUUAAAUGUAAAGACUCCUUGAUGGAUCAAUCAUCACUUAGAUAUCAUGUCAGAUAUCAUUCUGAAUGCAAUGCUUACCAGUAUAGGGAAUGUGGAGAAGCCUGCUGUUGUCUCUCUUACCUCUGCACUCCUGUUGGAACUAUUCCUGGAGAAAAACCCUAUGAAUGUAAUGAAUGUGGGAAAGCCUUUACUUGGCCAUCCCAACUCAAUUCUCAUGUAAGAAGUCACAGUGGUGAGAGGCCUUAUGAAUGUAAGGAUUGCGGAAAAACGUUUCGUCACUCCUCACACCUCACUACACAUAUGAGAAUCCACAGUGGAGAGAGGCCUUAUGAGUGUAAGGAGUGUGGGAAAGCCUUUCGUCAUUCCUCACACCUCAUCAUACACAUGAGAACUCACAGUGGGGAACGGCCUUAUGAGUGUAAGGAGUGUGGGAAAGCCUUUAGCCAGUCCUCAGACCUGACCAGACAUAUGAGAACACAUACUGGAGAGAAAUCUUAUGAAUGUAACGAAUGUGGUAAAGACUUUUCUCAUUUCUCAAACCUCAUUAUACAUAUGAAAAUUCAUAGUGCAGAGAGACUUUUUGAAUGUAAGGAAUGUGGCAAAGCCUUUCGUCAUUCCUCGCACCUCACUAAUCAUAUGAGAACUCACAGUGGAGAGAGGUCUUAUGAAUGCCAAGAAUGUGGCAAUGCUUUUCGUAAUUCCUCACACCUCCUUACACAUAUGAGAAUCCACAGUGGGGAGAGACCUUACAAAUGUAAAGAGUGUGGGAAAGCUUUUAGUUGGCCAUCACACCUCACUUCACAUUUAAGGACUCACAGUGGAGAGAGGCCUUAUGAAUGUAAGGAAUGUGGAAAAGCCUUUCGACAUUCCUCACACCUUAGUAAACAUGUAAGAACUCAUAGUGGAGAGAGACCUUUUGAAUGUAAGGAAUGUGGCAAAGCCUUUAGUCAGUCCUCAGACCUCACUAGACAUAUGAUAACUCACAGUGGAGAGAGGUCUUAUGAGUGUAAGGAAUGUGGGAAAGCCUUUCGUCAGUCCUCACAUCUUGCUAUACAUAUGAAAAUUCACAGUGUGGAGAACCGUAACGUAUGAAAAAUAGCUGACAAACAAUUCAUAAUUGUUUCAUAAUUUCUCAUACCUCACUGCUUAUAUAAGAACUCACCAUGGAGAAAAUCCUUAGGUAAGUAAUGUGAGAUGCCUUAGAGUUUAGUGCUUCUUGAAUAUGAUUUCACACUGGGGGUAUUGGUAUGAAUGUAAGGAACGUGGAACGCAUUUAGUUUUUCCACAUCAUUCACUGAGUACAUAAAAAAUUACCCGGAGAGAAGGAAAUAGGCGAUGUGGGAAAUUCUUUUGCAAAUCCUCAGAUCUCAUUAAACAUGAAAAUUCACUGUAGAUUGAAGCUUUAUGGACAAGGGGCUUGCCCCUGUAUUUUAAUUAUGAUAACACAACAAUGGUUAGUUACAGAACUUUAACUUCACCCUUUAAGCGUGCUCCUUCUACAUCUAAGGUUAAUUCUAGCAAAACCAUAGCUUUGUUGUCCCAUGCAACAAAUAAACAUUCGACAAUUCUCCAUGAAGUGUCUAUUAUAGUUGUUUUUGAAGCAGCAUCCAAACAGGAUUUCCUUAGUGCCUUUUAAUUUUUACAUCUGUUUAAUCUGUCAUGUAAAAUGUUAAAAUAUUCUGGAACUUGAAACAGUGAAACCUGUGAAUGAUGGAAUAUGAUAAAGUCAGAAACUUGUCAGAAAAGAUAAACUCACUUGGUAUUUAUGAAGAAAGAUUCUUAGAGUGUUAAAUUUGAUAAGCACCCUAUAAAAAGUAAAACAUGUGUUAGGCCAAGAAAAAAUAGGCAGUCCCAUCAUAAUCUCCCUCCAUAGGUUUCACUGUAUGUAUUUCAUCAUGACUUUGUUUAGUUUAUCUUUUGUAAUUUUUUUAAAGAUGUACUUUGGGUGUACACAGUUCUGACUAAUAUAAAUGCAAAUCAAACAGAUUUUUAAAUGUUUUGUAGCUAUAAUAGUAAAAUUGAAAUUUGAAAUUGCCAGUGAAAAAUCGUAUUUAUUCCAAUAUGCUUAUUUACUGUUGAUGUAAAAUGUAAAUGAAGUUAAUAAUUAGUAUAAAUUUAGUUAUGGGACUUCUUACAUUUACAUCUUUUUGUUCUCAGUCUUCCAGAACCCAGAGAAAACAGCAUCUUAUAAGUUUUACUUUUGUUAAAAAUAGGUUCACAAUUCCAGAUUACUCUAACUCAUGUUUUCCAAUGAUUGAUUACUUUUUUAAAUUAACUAGAAUUAAAGGUAAUCCCAUAUCUUAACAGCAGUAGCCACAUAGGAUGUUGGUAUAGCCCAAUGCACGUGUGUGUGUACACAGGACGUGCUUAGCUCACUGUGUACCGUGUAGUAAGACAUGGAAUAAACCAUUUCCUUCUAUGUCCCCGGUUCCUUUUAAAAAUCAAGGUCUGUGCAAUACAUGUCCUCAGGGAUAAUCAAACCUGCUGCUAUUGAGUCAAUUUUGUCAACCUUUUGUGGAAAAGAUAAAAAUAAAAUUAAAAACUCUUGUCA
Messenger RNA from Echinops telfairi (small Madagascar hedgehog), 3214 nucleotides. Its product is annotated as zinc finger protein OZF-like. Gene Ontology annotation, biological process: regulation of DNA-templated transcription. Bases 232 to 1755 code for a protein of 507 amino acids. NCBI's taxonomy places the organism in Eukaryota, Metazoa, Chordata, Mammalia, Afrosoricida, Tenrecidae. The record is from RefSeq and is a predicted model, not a curated record. The transcript is spliced from 4 exons.